This is a messenger RNA of Thunnus maccoyii (southern bluefin tuna), 2569 nucleotides long. Its product is annotated as methyltransferase-like protein 24. The coding region runs from base 666 to 1829 and encodes 387 amino acids. The record is from RefSeq and is a predicted model, not a curated record. Lineage: Eukaryota; Metazoa; Chordata; Actinopteri; Scombriformes; Scombridae. The transcript has 5 exons.
AUGCAGUGGAGUAAAUUUCCCUCUAAAAAGUUGUAGGGGUAGAAGUGUAGCAUAAAAUAUGUCUGUAAGCAUUCAAGUAGCAUAUCUCAACUUGUACAUAAAGUACAGUGAGUGAGCACAAGUAGCUAAUUAUAGGCCACAAGCAGUGACUGAACUCAAUUUUUGCUUUAUAAAUAAAGUCACUGCAUUACAUUUAUCACUAAUUCAACAGUCACUGUUCAUGCGGAUGAGCUGCUUGUGCGUCGCUUAGCAACAGCUUAAGCAACCGUUAGUGAGUUAGCAACUUUAAAAUCAUUAGCUUAACUGUCUUGUUUUUUAACAUUAUCAUGGUAGUUAAAAGUUUUUGGCCUAUAAACUCAAUAUGUGAUGGUGAGGAAAAGGGGGGCAGUGGGACGUUUUUAACAGGAAUGUCAACACUUCGGUUCAUGAGUUAGUUAUUAAUGGGCUAGCGUGAAAUAAAACGUCAGUCUGUGUCAAUAAGGCCACUGCUGACCGAGGAAUGCGCUUCGUCAUCAAAACCUUCCCCUGGGGGUAAGAAGGAGGCCGGGGAGGAAAGAGGAGGAGGGGAGUUCUCAGCUGGGACUUUCCUCUCUGCCCUCCAGAAAAAAAGUUGAAUCACAGGGCACCGCGCCGGAGAUGUUCCCCGGUGCCGUCACGGAGGAGGUAUGCGGACCUGUAUGCUUUGGUGCGGCCGUGGUGGUCUCCCCCUCCGCUCGGCAGCACUGCUCCUUUUAAUCCCUCCGUUUCUCCUCGCGCUCCAGCUCCUCGUCGUCGGGCCGCGGUUACCUCGAGCCGCAGGGGUGGGGGUGGAGGAGCGGGAGGGCGAGGUUGCGUUUUCCGUUAUCAGCAUCGAACCGGAGAGGAGCUCACGCCAAAGGGGAGCUCUGUCCCGGCGACCGGAUCCGGCGGAGGAGGGGGAACAGGAGGAGGAGGAGGAGGAGGAGGUGGUGGUGGAAGAUGGGAAAAGGAUGGAGGGGGCACGAGCAUAUGAGGACGAGAACGAGAUGCACUUGCGCCAGGUCGGGCCGAGACCUUUGGAGUUGCAGCAGUGGGCUGCAGACGAGCCAUCCUUCUCAGCAGAACUCGAUCGUAUCAUCACAUAUCUCACAAGGCCACAGCUGAACUGCUCCAGGGUUUUAUCUCCAGGUCUGGCUCAGGCAUCACAGCCGCCUGCAGCUUCACCCGUCUGGUUGCUGUGCGCUGAGGAGUGGCUCCUUCCAGCUGCAGAUACACCAUGUGUUGCAUACUCCUUCAGUAUGGAUGGGGGAGAUGCAGACUUUCUAAAGACUGUUUCAGGGCUGGAAUGUGAAGUCCACACUUUUGAUCCCAGUAACUCCAAUGCAUCUGGUGGUCACCUUGGCAACAGUUUGGCUAGUAACCAUGGUAAUGGAGGUGUGGCGAGCCAGCACAAGAUGUGGCUGGAGUGGCGGGCUCCAAGGAAGCGCAAGCACAAGACAAGAGGCAACCUGGGUAGUGUUUCUCAAACACUGGCAGAUAUCAUGGCAGCUCUGGGACAUCACACAGUUCACUUCCUGUAUGUUGAUCUGCUCAGUGCUGAGUGGCGAGUUUUCCAGAGCUGGAUUGAGUCGGGAACUUUGCAGAGUGUCCAUCAUCUGGUUGCCACGGUGCACCUGCAAUGGGCAGGGUUUGAGGUGGGCGGAACCAAGGAGGAAGUGCUCCGCUAUUGGUUCAGUGUCCUGCAGGGUCUCCAAGCCUCCGGACUGAAGCUGGUCCACAGCUCUGCAGGAGAGGGACACAGUGUCUUAAAACAGACAGUAGCAAACGCUCACAGCUCCUACACACUCAGCUGGGCCAACAUGAGACACUGAUACUCACACAUGAAUGGACAAUGGUGUACACACAUGACCAGACAUUGUGGAUGGCCUGAAACAAAAAGGAGAGGGUCAAACUUAAAAUAGUUUGUGGAGUUAGACUUCAGGUUUGUUUCUGUUUUCCUGUGAAUCAGGCACACAGGUCCUUAAUAUGACAUCUCCAUCUAGUGGAGAUGAAAGGUUUUGCCAUUUUAUGUGUCUCCACCCUCAGAGGGAAAUACUGUAGUGCUUGAACAGAAUACUGGUUGAUUUGGCAAAAUGUGGAGCUGAAGGAUGGAUUUCUCUUGGCACAAUGAAAGAAUGUUUAACAUAUAAAGAAUGUAGUUUUCUCACUGGCAAUAUAAGAUCAACAUAAAAAACACAGUUUAUCUUAAUAUAUCAAUAUAUCAUCAUCAUUAUAUCAUAAAGGUACAUCCUAUUUUGCAUUUAUUUGAUUGAUACAGCUAAGAUCCAGAUGCUUGAAUGUAGUCUUUGAAUUGAUGAUUUACUGUAUAUAAGAACGUCUCUGUAGGCCUUAAAAUGCUUUUUUGUGCAAUAAAAACUGUUUACACAGAAGACAAGAAAAUGCUUAAAUGAUAAUGAAAAAAUAUAGUGUUUACUGUAAAAUUUCUAGAUUCUUUGCCAUCAUACUGAUGCAUUUUUUGCACUCUACUAUGUACUGUAUAAUAAUAAGAAAAACAAUGACACCAUAUUAUAUAUGUGCAUUAAUAUCACAAUAAACUCAAAAUGAAUCCAAA